AUGAGUUCAGUGAAGAGAUCACCGUUAACAUCGAUUGAAAAUCUUUCAACAUCAGCGACUCCGGAAGAAAUCGAAUUACGUGAAUUAAACGAACCAUUGUUACAGACAAAUGACGAAGCACCGUCAUCAACACAGCCUCCGCCUUUCCCGUCAGAAAUAGAUGAAACAACACCGUUGUCGUUGACUUCUGCCGAUGACAAUACAGAACCUCAAGUGGAGUUUCGACCAGAACCAGAUGAUGAAACAGAUCUUCGACAACGUCGCAGUAGUAAUGCCGGUCGCCGUCGUGAUUCCGUAUCGAUGAAUAGGUCAAGAAGACGUCAAAACGGUGCCAUUCGGCAGAUGGCACAAAAUUUUUGGGCUGAUUUAUUUCCACGCGAUAAUCCUCAAGCGCGUCGUUUACCAAUUCUAAUUUUUGUGAUAUUUCUUGUUGUGAUAGUUUUAACAAUCAUAUGGAUUUUAUUUGGUUAUACAAGUGUCGAUUAUGACGAAUUUGGUGUAACACACAACCUUUUCACUGGUGUGAUGAACUUAAAAGAACCGUACUCAGCUGGCGUGUAUCUCAUUUUACCAUGGCAAAGAAUGAUUACCUUUGAUAAAAUAGCGCGAUAUCAAAACUUCAAAGAUUUAACGAUAUUUACUACCGAUCAAGCAAGUGUUAUUCUUGAUGCGACCAUUGUUUAUAGAAUUAGACCUGACCAAAUCGAACCUAUUUGGUUAAAUUUUGCCGAUAAGCACGAAGAAGUUCUUCGACAUGUUGCAAGUAACAUUCUCCGUAAUCACGGUAAUCAGUUCUCCAUUUACGAUUAUCGUGCACGUCGAGAACAUGUCGAAUACCGCUUAGCUCGUACUCUGCAGCAAACAUUAUCAGGUGAUUGUUGUCCAACAUGUUGCCAUACUCACACAUGUUCGAAAACGAUCGAAUAUUCCUGUUCGUCGCUAACACAUUGUACAAAUGCCACGCAAACAUGUACGAAUGGGUAUUUUGUUGAUAUUGACGCUGUUUACAUCUUCAAAGUGUCUUUACCACAGCAAAUUACCAAACGGUUGUAUACAUUAAUGUUGAAACCGAUCUUUACCGAAAUUGCGGAAAGUCAAGAAAGUGCAGCUUUGGUUUGGAUUGAAACAGAAAGACAGCGAAAUGAGUUCUUGAACAAAGCACGGUUUGUCCUGAUGAAUGCAUUAGCCAACAGUGAAUUAACGCAAGAGAAAGCACGAAUUCUUUUUCAGCAAAAGUUAUUGAAACAAUUAAGUUCUUCGGAGCAAAAUACAUUUAAUCGAUUGGAUGUUCAAACGAUGAUUGACAAAUUAUCAACAACAUUUCUCUUUGAAUUGGGUCAUUUGGUUAAUUUGACACAAGUGGUUAAUCAUGACUAUUUAUUCACGAAAUACAAUGCUAAUCUCAAACCUCAACAGACAAACGAUCUAUUUGAUUUUGUACCUGCUACAAACGUUUUUGAUUUGACUGAAUUUCUUUCCAUACUUGAUAAUUAA
This is a messenger RNA of Adineta ricciae, 1494 nucleotides long. Lineage: Eukaryota; Metazoa; Rotifera; Eurotatoria; Adinetida; Adinetidae. The record is from the annotation of a GenBank genome assembly.